AUGAAGAACGCUCCCACAACACCAGUGGAUUUAAAUGUGAUUCUAAAGCAACUGGAUACUCAGUACAGCGACCAGAUGAACCCGGAGGAGCUGGAAUUCCUAUGCCUACUCGAGGUAAGAUGCGAAUAUUGUCUGGAAAAUGUCGACAAAGGAUUGCAGUUUCUCAAAGGUCAGCAUGUGGAUUUGGAAAAUCUCGGUAGUCAUGACAUUGUCGACGGAAAUCCACGCCUCACUCUCUGUCUUAUCUGGACCAUUAUUCUUAGGUCCCAAAGCCAAGAUAUCACCUUUGAAGACGCCGAUAACCACGAAACCCGUUCCGAUAAGGAAGCGUUACUACUUUGGUGCCAGAUGAAAACCGCUGGCUAUCCGAAUGUGAAUGUUAGGAACUUCACAACAAGCCAGAAUAACUUCGGAUCUGAUCUUGCUAGUGUUGAGGCUGCAACCAAGAAGCACGAAGCUAUUGAAACCGACAUCUUUGUUUACGAAGAGCGUGUUCAGGCAGUUGUUGCUUUGCAGAUUUUACUCAAUUCUUUGGGAGAGCUUGAAGCUGAGAACUUCCAUGGAAUCGAGGAGAUCAACCGGAAAGAGAAUCUGCUCAAGCUGUGGAAUUACCUCUUCCAGUCUGGACAAUACUCAACGCAAGAAGUAGCUUUGUUCGUAAUCACUUAUUUGACUUCCCCUCGAAUCUUCGAUUUUGUUCUAUGCACGCCGCUGAAUAAGGGACUCAAACUCUACCAACCACAAAUUGUGCUAAACUGACAGAAAGGAUUAUCCAAGAAGAUCAAAAUAAACGUCUACUCAAAUCUAGCAAUUGCUCGUGCGGUUGCACUAUGUAACCAUCGACACACCUGUUUCUUUGAAAUCCAUCGAGGCGAGAGACUUCUUGUGCGAGGAAAUACGAGGUUUUCUUCCUAUGGAGCUGAACGAGGGUGUCGUCCCGCUGAGGGUUUAUCGGCUCAGCAGAGAAGGCUGGAUGGACAAACGGUGCGUGCUGUGAACAUCGAGAAUUCGAACGGAUGCUCGACAUGAGUGACAUUCAACAUAUUAUAAGAACAUCUCAACUGACAACAUUAUCUAACCAGGCCGAGACUAUUCGUCCCUACUAGGGGUCGCCGUCACUCAUAGCCUUCAAGUACCACAUCAACGUAGACUUAAGACCUUAUUAUAUAAGCCACGGUUCAGGAAAACUUACUACUAAAAGAAUUUGCUGGGCUUCAGAAUGAGGUGCGCUUGCACAAAGCCUGUAGAGCCCAUGCGCUCACUGUUCCUGUACGGAAUCAAGUACGGUGGACUCUGAGUUAUGAGAAUUUGGAAAAAGUAUAUGUUUUGGGUCACCGCAAGCCGUUCAAGGUAUGAAUGACGGGGUCAUCUGCAAAAAGAUUUUGACUGCCUUUUUUUGUAGAGUAUGAAUUUGAAUUUGUUUUUGCACCAUCACGUACAGGUAGCGAAAAUAGCAAAGGAUGCUUUCGAUGAAAUUACCUGCUUCUUACAAUCGCUCUUUUCUCAGGUGAAUUAUCCAGUAAUGAAUGUUUUCAGUUUUCUAUAUGAUUCCUAAAUAUGCGACCCCGACCCAUCAGACAUUUGGAAAUAUUUACAUCGGACAUUUAAG
Molecule: messenger RNA, 1609 nt
Organism: Cylicocyclus nassatus
Lineage: Eukaryota; Metazoa; Nematoda; Chromadorea; Rhabditida; Strongylidae
Source: the annotation of a GenBank genome assembly